Messenger RNA from Spirometra erinaceieuropaei, 4037 nucleotides. The record is from the annotation of a GenBank genome assembly. Lineage: Eukaryota; Metazoa; Platyhelminthes; Cestoda; Diphyllobothriidea; Diphyllobothriidae.
AUGACCUGUGAGGAUGAGGUGAACGUCCACUGCCCCUUCUGCCGCCACCUCUUCACACCCAAACUGACUAUCCGCACAGUCGCCAUCUGCGACGAUUCCGGAAGUGGCGGAUCUCAGGAGCCGGCGGCGGCUGUCGACAAAACCGAUCCCUCUGUUGGGUACGUUCGAGUUUCACGAUUUUUCAUCUUUCCAUGUGAUUGCUUAUCGGUUGAUUGACACUCCUCAUCUGCGGCCUAUUCGUAAUCCAUUUUUGGCACUUCGAACACCAACAGAUGACUCUGAAAUUUGGCUCAUUUUGAGAGUAAACAGGGCAAAACGCGAUAUGUCAGUUGACAAACGAUGAACGGUUAACCACAGUCAGUGGCCUAUUUCAUUAAAUGUUAACCAAACUUCCGAAAUGCAUUUAGACUGGGAUAUUAUACUUAAGUGGGCUUGUGGUAUUGAUUGUCCUGCGGCAUAAUCUCAGGAUGUCGGCCUUUGGAUGCACCUUUUCUCAGUCGCUUGCAAAAACCCCACUCCGUAAAAAAUGAGUACUUAGGUACAAUGAAUUUUUUUCUAUGGACUUUCGAUACCUUCACUAAUUCAAAUAUAUUUUAUAGAAAACAUGGCCAAAGGUAUCCUCUGUUGUACUCAUUUUGUAGCAGAUCACGUCGUCUUUAAUUUGUUUAUUCUAAUAAAUGAUAACGUUCGGUUUUUAAAAAACUUUUUUUCAAUUUUCGAAUUGUUUUGUGUCAGGUCUGCCGUUGCAUUGGCGUUUAGGUUUGCAACUAUAAACUGUAUAAUUUACAUUUACGGGAAAUCAUAUGUUCCAAUUUGCACGUAAGGUGCCAUAUGAGGGGUCACAUAAUUUUACAAUGGUUAUGGAUUGUGUUGAGCGUUAAUAAGCGCACAGAGACGGUUUUAUUUGAGCGAACACUUCACGGUCUUGAAGAAUUUUGUAAAUGCACGCUUUUUUAAGACCGAGUGACACCUUUUCUUCGAGUAGAAAUUUUGGAGAUAUGGUUUGCUGCAAAAUGAACACAAGAAUGAGUAUUUUUGUGCAUGAUUUCUGUAAAACAUUUCAUAUUGACCCAACUGUAAAAAACUCCGAGGCUGCUCGGUGGGAUUCCAACCCACGCAGUAAGGGGAAGGCUUCAGUACGGCCAACGCUCUAACCACUUGAGCUACGAGGCUCCGCCGGACGACGCGUGUUUAAUUACAUUUGGGUCAAGUUACCCGCCCAACCUACUGCAACGUCUAGGAUCCACCAAAUCGGAUACAGUAAGUUGACUGCAUAAACAGGAUUUCCCUAGUAUUUUACCUAGAAUCCACCAGAUGACUACCAGACCCACGUCGACUUACUUUGUCAGAUUUGGUGGAUUCCAGACGUUGCAGUAGGUUGGGCGGGUAACUUGACCCAAGUGUGAUUAAACUCGCGUCGUUCGGCCGGGCCUCUUAGCUCAGGUGGUUAGAUGUACUUAAGCCUUCCCUUAAUGUCUUAGAUUCGAAUCUCACCGAAGCGCCGAGCUUUUCACAGUUGGGGCGAUAUGAAAUGCACAAAAAUACUCAUUCUUGUGUUCAUUUUGCAGCAAACUAUAUGUUCAAACUUUCUACUCGAAGAAAAGGUGUCACGGUCUUAAAAAAGCUUGCAGUUAAGAAAUUCCUUAAGACUAUGAAAUGUUCACUCAAAUAACACCACUGAGUUUUCCACCGUUUGGGUCAAUAUGAAUUAUUCAAAAUCGGCCAAAACAUCUAUUAGUAUUUGCAUUUAUACGUGCAUUGAAAAUCCAUUGAGAAAUAUCAUGCACCUAAGUAGUCAUCUUCUACCGGGUGCGGUUUUUGCAGGCGCCUGAGGAGAGGAGCACCCAAAAGCCGACAUUCGGGUAUGACUGAAAUAUUUUGAGAUUAUGUCGCACGGCAAUCAGUGUCACGACCCCACUUAAGCAAACCUGCCUAGCCGAAAACGCAUCUCGGAGUCUCGAUUACUAUUUCGCGAGAUUAGUCACUGACCGGAUUUACGACGUCUUCCUGCCAAGGAUGGAAUGGCCGAACUUGCCAUUUUCAACUUUUUAACCACCGUUAGAUGAAGAUAUCCCAAAGCCAACUGUUUCCGUACCCGAGGUUUAAAUCAGUCAGCUGAUCACCCAGCAAGGCGCCCACCCCUGCACCACAGACUCGCAUUGUCCGCUGGAAUCCGUCACAUGGGAGUGACGCAGGACGGAUUAUGGGUCGAUAGUCGCCCUGCGAACGCCUGCGUGGGCUGUAAACUCUGAGCUUCGCAACAAAACGGAACCACUCGCUCUUCUGUUUUAGGCAGGAUUGAUAGGGACACAUUGCUCCCGUGUGACUAAUAAUUUCUUCCCCAGUUCAAGACAUGCAGUAUUAUGGAAUGAUCGUUGCCGAUUUCCGUUUUUACCACGCGUGGGCGCAUUCUCAUCCCCUGUCAUAAGGUGAUCGCCCUCUGAAUCAGCAGAUUUGUGUUCUUCUAGUAUUAUCCGUCCACAAACUGGCCUCACAGAGUUUUUCAAUUUUACCUGCCUCUGAGUUAUCUCUCUCAGUCCCAUCCUCAUCACCACACUGCACGCCAGCCGUUGUUGCCCAAACAUCCGGCCAUGUCUGUGCUGUCGUUGCUUGAUAGUUUCAGCUUCUAUGCAGCCAUUCCAGAGUUCAGAAUACCUUUUCCUCCUCAUGUAGGUCUUCUCCCGCGUCUGUACGAUCGCGAAAGGCACCCUUCUCUCACGGCCUUGUUGAGUACACGGUAAGACUCCUCUGUUUGGCCUGUUCUCUUCCCUCUCGCUUUAGUGCACUCCUCACUGCCCACUCUGCCGUCUACUUUCUGGUCUUCAGGUGCCCUUCGUGAAUCCCUCGGUCCUGCGCAAGGAUCUGGAGCUCUUUCCCUCAAUGACCGACUUCAUGGGAACUGAAACCUGGUCUUCGCCCAAUCUUCUUGGUCGGCACGAUACCCUGCUUUGGAACCUGGUCUACCUCUUUCAUCGUCUCGGCCUGCCCACUCAUCUUCUAGAUCGUUACCCAGCCUGGCUAAUGGACUGCCAAGCGGAGUUUCGUCGAACUGCCGAUGGUCGCAGACACCUGGGCUCCCUCGUCAUAGCCAGGGCCUUGGCCGUAAGCCCCUGCUGAGUUUAACUUUAAUGCAGUGCCUACUUUUAUUUUGAGAGUAGACAGAGUAUUUUAUUCUAUGCUUUAGGAUGUGGUACUAUCACCAGACUUACCCGUGUGGAUGGUUGCCAAAUGGGACAUUUUUCCGAGGAAGGGCACCCCGGCGCAGCCUCUUUACAGGUUAUGGGUGAAACAGACCGGGCAGGGUGCGUUCCCCAGCAUUAUUUACAUUAUUUUUACUACUGUUUCAGCAGCAUUUAAACUAGGGGUGCUGUUUCAAGCGUAUUCGUCCUCGACACUUGACAACACUUUGUAGUCCUGCCGAGGUCUCGAAAUAACACAGGAGAAAUAACAAAAACAUCCCAAUGUAUUUAUCGCUUUGUAGGUGAGCCAAACCAGCUGCUGAACGAUGGUACUGACGGGCCUAGUGAGACGGAGUGUUGUUUUGGUGAAAUCGUUCGUCUGACCAGCGAUGCACUCACCUUCAAGAACCUUGAAGGCGCCAUUUCAGCCCUUUUGUCUGUUCGCGAUCGCAGAGCUGACGAGCGAAGGGAUUCCCUUAAUGACCUCCGCGGGUCGGCCGCGUCCUCCAAUGCGCAAAUAACCUCCUGGAGCCGUCACUCUUCGCUUUACCGAGAACUCUUCCUUCUCUUCAUCCGUAUUCAUGGCUGUGCAUGGACUACAAUGGGUACUUUUUAACGCAUGAAUCCAUCCCUCAUUGCAUUAAAAAUGAAGGCCUCGUAGUAAUUCACUCUACCCUAAGGAUUUCACUAGGUGUCAUACCGUCCUUUGCUGUUUCAGACGAGUUCGACUUCGCCUACAAGACCCUCUUCGCAGAAUACGCGGCAGCCCGCGACGACCGGUUCUCUGUGGCUGACGCGCCUCCCUCAAGUACAGCCGUGGCCUGUCGUCUCCUUUUCCGCAGCUUGGUUUUGGGCUAG